This is a messenger RNA of Hansenula anomala, 670 nucleotides long. RefSeq lists its product as uncharacterized. The transcript has 2 exons. NCBI's taxonomy places the organism in Eukaryota, Fungi, Ascomycota, Saccharomycetes, Phaffomycetales, Wickerhamomycetaceae. The record is from RefSeq and is a predicted model, not a curated record. Bases 282 to 584 code for a protein of 100 amino acids.
GUCUUGAUUGAAGAUAGUUGUGGUCAAGAAAUAAAGACUUAUAUGGUUGGUUAUUCCAUGGACUUUACCCCUCGAGGUGUUUUAAUUGGCUGGUUUCCAUAAAAUAUUUUGCUGCUACAAUAUCGCUUUGAAUCAUCUUGUUAAAAAUGAGUCGCAAAGAUUAACUCUGUUGUGCAUUUGGAGUCUGGGGUAGAUAAUAAAGUACCUAAACUUGAUCUAAUAAAGUUUUGUGCGUGACACUCUGUCAAAAUAAUAAUGGUUCGGAAUUUAGCAGCCAUUCGAUGGAUCAUCAUGGGGAAACUUGGGUAAGAAAUAACCCUAAAAUACAUGUUGUCUUUGUGUUAGAUAGACACUCUUUAUAUUGUGUAGCUAUGCUAAAUUUAAGCAACCUUUCAAACCUUUGCAAUCCCAUGACUCCAUUACGAAACAAUCAUGAUUACGAUCCAAAACCUGGAGAAUACGUGACUCUUGGACGAUUUCCAGAGUACUUUGAAGGGGUUUCCUCGAAAAAGCGAGCAUCUAAUGUUGAUUGUUCCGAGAAUUCAAUCAAAUAUACUCGUUCAGACUAUCGCUUCAAUUUUUAAUCCAAAAGUGGGCUUCAAGUCUGAGUUUAAAGGCCUAAACCCUCGCUCCAAGCAAUAAACAAGGUCAUUAAGGGACUCGAGUGACG